Aplosporella prunicola CBS 121167 is the source of this 1138-nucleotide messenger RNA. RefSeq lists its product as uncharacterized. The record is from RefSeq and is a predicted model, not a curated record. NCBI's taxonomy places the organism in Eukaryota, Fungi, Ascomycota, Dothideomycetes, Botryosphaeriales, Aplosporellaceae. Gene Ontology annotation, cellular component: cytosol. The transcript is spliced from 2 exons. The coding region runs from base 110 to 901 and encodes 263 amino acids. Gene Ontology annotation, molecular function: electron transfer activity.
CCGACACCACUCCGACACUGCGCCAACAAGGUCGGACAGCGCAUUUCCCAGUCGCUACGCAUCCGCCUGGACAAGAGGGUCUCGCAAAGUUUCUCGCCAUAUCGCAAACAUGGCCUCCAAGCUCCGCAUUCUGGUGCCCGUGAAGCGGGUCAUUGACUACGCCGUCAAACCCCGGAUCAACAAGGCGCAAACGGCCAUCGAGACGGCCGGCGUCAAGCACAGCAUGAACCCGUUCGACGAGCUGUCGGUCGAAGAAGCGAUCCGGCUGCGCGAGCGCAACAAGCAGCCCGUUGAAGAGAUCAUCACGUGGAGCGCGGGGCCGGCCAAAGCGGCAGACACGCUGCGGACGGCGAUGGCUAUGGGCGCGGACCGGGCCAUCCACGUGCAGAUGGCGGAGUCGACGGCGGCGGGCAAGGACGGCGGCGAGCUGGAGCCGCUCAACGUCGCAAAGAUGCUGCAGAAGGCCGUCGAGGAGGAAAAGGCAAACCUCGUCAUCCUGGGCAAGCAGAGCAUCGACGACGACGCCAACCAGACGGGCCAGAUGCUCGCGGGCUUGCUGAACUGGCCCCAGGCUACCCAGGCCAGCAAGGUCGAGAUCGAGAACGAUACCUGCACCGUCACGCGCGAGGUUGAUGGUGGCGUCGAGACGCUGCGCGCGAAGCUGCCCAUGGUCAUCACCACCGACUUGCGCCUGAACGAGCCGCGCUACGCCUCCCUCUCCAACAUUAUGAAGGCGAAGAAGAAGCCGCUGGUCAAGAAGGCCCUGGAGGACUAUGGUGUUGACCUCAAGAGGCGGCUGCAGACGGUCAAGGUCACGGAGCCGCCGGAGAGGCAGGGCGGCCAGAAGGUCCAGGAUGUGGAUGGCAUGAUCGGCAAGCUGAAGGAGCUGGGUGCUUUGUAAUUGAGGUGAGCGCUUUUGUGCCGGACUUGAGAAGGGUCCAGACGACUCUAGAGGACUGGUGUGUCGUGAUACCACCUAGAUAGAGUAAGGAAAUGAUCUCGGUAGUAGGUUUGUAUAUAGCCGGUUGUGGUUUCCCGCUUUUCCUCCAAUGUAUUCCAUUUUUAUUACGAGUAUUUCUUUUUUGGUAAGACAUGCACUGUUGCUGCGUAUGUUUAUCCGUUUUUUUUUUUUUUUUUU